AUGACCGGUUUCGCCGAGCUGCUGACGUUCGGCAACGCGCUCUCGCUCCGCGUGGACGGCGCCAUCGGCGCCAUGUCGCUUUCGCCCAACGGCCGCGACGCAGUGUUGGCCGGCCGCAAAGGCCUUUUCAUCAUCGACUUGGACGACCCGUUCACGCCGCCGCGCUGGCUCCACCACAUCACGUCGUGGGAGGUGGCGGACGUGCAGUGGCUGCCGCACCACGCCAAGCCGUCGUGGUGCGUGCUGACGCUGAACCAAAAGGCGUUGCUCUGGGACUUGCUGCGGCCGCACACGCACGCCAUCCAGAACGUGCUCCACCGCCACACGCGGGCCAUCACGGACAUCCACUUCCACCCGCAGGACCCCGAGUUGCUAGCCACGUGCCUGAUCGACACGUUUGUGUUCACGUGGGACAUGCGCACGCCGCGGCGGCCCGUCAACAAGUACGCCGAGUGGCGGGCCGGCGCCACGCAGGUCAAGUGGAACUCCAGCAGCCCGCACCAGCUUGCGCUGAGCCACCACCACAGCUUCUACUUGUGGGACGCACGCAAGGGAGCGCUGCCGUUGUUGCGCGUGGACGGCGCCCACGGCGGCAAGAUCAACGGGCUCGAUUUCAGCGGCCACUGCGGCCGCGUGAUCACCUGCUCCAACGACAAGAGCAUCAAGUUCUGGGACACGCAGAGCUUGCAGGGCGACGUGCCGCGGCCGGCCAUUGUGAUCCACACGGACUACCCGGUGGCGCGCGCACGGCGGCUCCCGUUUGGCCAGGACAACUGCUGUGGAAUCAUGCCCGUGCGGGGCGGCGACAACGCGGUGCACGUGGUCAACUACAAGGCCGAGUACGGCCGUGCGCGGUCGCUCGGCGAGACCGUGCACAUGGACGCGAUCGCAGACUACUCGUUCCGAGGCCAUGGCGGGCCGAUGAAGGACUUCCUCUGGCGCCAGCAGCACGAGCACUACGAGGGCUUUGCGGCCAGACGGGCCUGGAAGGAGUACCAGUUGGUCACGUGGUCGCCGCUGGACUUCGACUUGCGCUUGUGGCCGCACGACAAGGCCGUGUACGACGUGGCCAACUACAACCCACUGCACCAGUACAACUCCUACGUGGUGGAGCCCGAGUCGUCGUUCGCGGACUUUGCCAAGGAGCUGGGCGGCGACAUGCUCUCCCGCCUCGCGGGCUUCGUCAUCAAGAAGUCCCACAAGAGCCUAGGCCGCUCGUCGCAGUUGAACCACUUGAGCUGGAUCUCCGGCGUACGCAUGGGGCGCCAGACCAAGGGUAAGUCUGCGGACGUGGAUGGCGCCGCGCAGGAGGACCAGGGUCCCGCCAACCUCGGCGAGGAAAUCAGUAUAGUGGGCCACAAGUUCUCCAAGCUCCGGUUCGAGAAAAUCUCGGUCUCCACCGGCCACAUUGAGAUCUCGUUGCGCGGUCCGCUUCCUGCCCUGGCGGAAGACGACACAGAAGAUCUCGACCUGCAGCCGAAGCCUGUGAAGAGCGACAAGGAAAAACGUGACAGCGUGUCUGAAGUCUCCAACGCGGCAGGGCCGCAAAGCGAGGCAGCCGCAACCACCCCUGCGCCUGUUUCAACAGAUCAGGCUCCCGAACAAAAGCUUAUCUUCAUUCGGCUCGACGUCAGGUUUCCCAGGAUGUACCCGUUUCUUGAGCCUCUCGAGUCAACACACACAGGCAAGAGGCGACUCAAGCACAAGAAGUCCAACCAAAUCAGGUUCGAAAUCGAAGAGACACAUGAGCUCACAGCUGCUAUGAAAAAAGAGAUGUUGCGCAACCUCGAUGAGAUAGCGCAUUUCUACUCCAAUAAAUACCACAAAUACUGCCUCGAACCAUGUUUGCGAUACUUGAUGGGCGAGAAAAUUGACCUCGAUGAUUCCUUGAUGAUGGUCACACGCAGCGAGGAUGAAGACGACGCCCUAGACGGCACAGAAAACAGCUUGGAAGUCGGCAACGAAAACUGGGUUGAUGAUUUGAUCGACCAACACGAGGCCGCGGCUUCCUUUGCACGUGAGAUGUCUGUUUCUGCGGACGAGGAUGACGAGGAUGCCGACUUGAUCUUUGGAAAUAAUGACAAAAUGUCCUCCAGCUUGGAACUGGCCAGACGGGUCCAUAGCAACGAAGACCCCAAGACAGCAACGGGCACCCAGAACAAAAUCAAACACGAUUCAACGCCUUUGCCCAAGGGCUGUGGAGCUGUUUGGACGAGGUCUGGCGAGCUUGUAUGUUUUUUCCUUCCAAAAAUGAACGAGAGUGAAGCAUCCAAGUCGUUACAGAAACUGAGCGUAUUCAAGUUUACCGAGAAUGGCUUUGGACUAAAAAGCACAGAGUCUCGACACACCCAAAGCCAUCGUCAAUCAACAUCUCAUAUACUGACAACUCUGGCCACAGGUGUCUACAUUCCUCCAGAUACGGACAGUGGGACGGAUCUCGAGAAUACUGUUGAAUCUGAGGAUGACACCUUUUCCAUGAAAUCGGGCAGCUCUACCUCCUCAAGCGAAAGCUUCUCAAACGAUUGGGAUGAAAUGUUGCAGGACGACAUUCCGUCUGGCUCGCGGAUACACGGACUAUUCAGAGGCACUGUUGCUUUGGGUAGACGGAUCCGGGUUGAUGAAAUUAAUGGAAACUCCGCAAAUAGGACUAUUGGGGUAAAAGGAUCCGCAUACAAAUCUUCGGCUGUGGAUGAAACGGGACUGAAAUCUACAAGGAAGGCAAAGAAGGGCAAACGUGGUAUUUCUGUUGUUUCUAUCAUUGAUUUCAAGCAUCUUAUUCCAGAAAAAUAUGAGCUUGCUUGUGACUACAGGGUUUUAGGAGACUCCCCCGAGGUACUUGCACGACACAAUAGCGAAGUUGCUUUUCAUCAUGGCUACGAAGAAAUCGGUAGCGUUUGGAGAAUAGUCGAAAUGCUUCUCGUGAAGGAGGUCAGGUUGAGAGACCUAACCGAGGUUGGAAAGGACUUUUUUCACGCACGUAGUGGAACAAGCUGCGAUUUUUAUUGGGGCAAUCAUCCUAUGGGGCACGCCUGGAUGAUCAAAGAACUUUUUAACUAUUUUGAAAAGAGAGGGAAUCUGCAAAUGCUUGCUAUGCUUUCUUGUUUACUCUUUGAAAAUCCUCUCAACAUCCGAGCGAAAGAUGAUGGAGCACUCGACAUCCCUAUUCAUACUCCAUACCCAUCGUUACCUCCCAUGCCCUCUAUAGCUCUGAUGAGGGAACAUGUUAUCGUUUCAUCAGAAGAGGCAAACACUGGAAAUGAAAGCUCGAAAAGCGUGGGGACAGACAGGCAUCGGUCUAUCUCACGAAAGCCAUCUAUUAUGAGCACUCAUUUCUCCAGACCUAUUUCUCCAGAUUUCAUGAGACGCAGUGAGUCUCCUUCCGCAUUGGCGUCUCUGAAAUACCCACCAGGCGGCUCCUACCAGCUCAGCUCACCGCCUUUGAUGGAUCCUUUUUCACAGGGUAUAGCCCCUGACCGAAAUGCGAGAUCUUUCGAGAAUUCAAAACUCUUUUCUCGCUUCUCCGCAAAUGCUCGAAAAGGUAGCAAAGGCGUGCUCCAUAAAGGAAGAAGCCUGAUGGCGUUUCAUGGUCAUAGGGAGAAAGUCAAGCUACCACCACUGUACACGAUAGAGAUCAAAAAUGUCGAGCUGCUAGAUCUCUAUGAGAACAAGUUUUCUGCGCAUUUACUAGGAGGAAUUGACCAGAAUAAGAUCAUACAAUACAGGGAGCAAUACGCAGAAAUGUUGUACACCUGGGGUCUUCCUUUGAAUCGAAUCAAAAUAUUGAAGUUCAACUAUCCGCAAGGUUCUGCCAAUACUCAAACGAACGCCGAUUUCGACGUUCAUGAGUGCUCGUAUGGAUCUCGAUACAGAAAAGCAUUCAGAAAUGCAUGGAACACACAGAAGCGCAAUGUACUUCAAUACUGCGGCUACUGUGGGUUAAUUAUCUCAAAAAGAGUCGUUAUUUGUACAAAAUGUGAACAUAUCAUGCACUCACAUUGCGCAGCAGAGUGGUGGACACCAGAAAACACACACGAUUUGCCUGAGGAAUGUCCUACAGGCUGCGGCUGCUCGUGCAUGGCAGGUGAGUCAAAGUAA
Messenger RNA from Metschnikowia bicuspidata var. bicuspidata NRRL YB-4993, 4095 nucleotides. RefSeq lists its product as uncharacterized. Gene Ontology annotation, molecular function: protein binding. The record is from RefSeq and is a predicted model, not a curated record. The coding region runs from base 1 to 4095 and encodes 1364 amino acids. Lineage: Eukaryota; Fungi; Ascomycota; Pichiomycetes; Serinales; Metschnikowiaceae. The transcript is spliced from 4 exons.